AUGAAUACAAAAAUAAUAUGGUCAAUAAUUUUAGUUUUGCAGUUACUAUUAAAGGUUAAUUCAGAAAGGGUGUUAGAUAUCACAAAAUAUGGAGCAAAGCCAGACGCAGACAUCAGCGAGGCGUUGAUGAAAGCAUGGAAAGACGCAAUAGAAUCAACAAUGGCAAGCCAGAUCCUGAUCCCAAAAGGGGAUUGGAUAUUGAGCCAAGCUCACAUGCAGGGUCCGAACAAGGCGCCGAUCACCCUUGAGGUGGAAGGAAACCUUAAAGCCUACAAGGAAGUGGAAAAACUCCCCGUGAAGACCCAAGAAUGGGUGACCUUUAACUACGUGAACUUUUUGACCAUCUCGGGCGGGGGCGUGCUCGACGGGCAGGGCCAGGAAGCCUGGCUAUUGAAUGACUGCUACAAAAACACAUCAUGCCCGAAGCUCCCCAUCAACCUGAGCUUGAAUUUCAUCAACAACUCCAUCAUCCAGGAUAUCACCACCAAGGACAGCAAAUACUUCCACGUCAACUGCAUCUCCAGCAACAACGUUACUUUCCAGCGCUUCACUGUCUCCGCCCCUGGUAAUAGCCCUAACACUGAUGGCAUCCACAUCGCCCGAGGCAACCACAUCAAUGUCAUUGACUCCACCAUCGAGACGGGAGACGACUGCGUCUCCAUGGGGGACGACCUCAACGACGUCCUCAUCAAGAACGUGCAAUGUGGGCCCGGCCAUGGCAUCAGCAUCGGCAGUCUGGGGAGGAACGUGCAGGAGAAGGACAUCAAAGGGAUAACCGUGCAGGGGUGUGCCUUCACCGGCACCCAGAAUGGGGUCAGGAUCAAGACAUGGCCCUCAGCCCCGGCCACACUCACCAUGUCCGACCUCCACUUCAUCGACCUCACCAUGGUUAAUGCUGGAAACCCCAUUGUGUUUGAUCAGAAGUACUGCCCAAAUAACCAAUGUGACUUGAGUAAGCCCUCCCUCAUCCAGAUCAGCAACGUCGAGAUCAGCAACGUCAGGGGCACUAGCGCCACCACUGACGCCCUCAGCUUCAUCUGCAGUGAAGCCAAGCCCUGCGAAGAUAUCAGGAUAGGGCUCAUUGAUCUCAAAACCAAUGGAAAAACCCCCACAACUAAAUGUGAAAACAUUAAGCCCAUCUUUUCCUCAACGCAGAGUCCCCGCGUCUGCGCCUAA
Molecule: messenger RNA, 1176 nt
Organism: Salvia splendens (bonfire salvia)
Lineage: Eukaryota; Viridiplantae; Streptophyta; Magnoliopsida; Lamiales; Lamiaceae
Product: polygalacturonase
Exons: 2
Coding region: 1-1176 (391 amino acids)
Biological process (GO): carbohydrate metabolic process
Molecular function (GO): polygalacturonase activity
Source: RefSeq, a predicted model, not a curated record